AACGCCCCUCCCCUCCUCACUCCUCCCUCGCUCCGCUCUCCCCACACCCCCCUUCACACCAAAUUUCCUCUUCCGCCUCUGCCUCCCUCCCCGCCUGCGCCUGCGUGCGCCUCCCCUUCCCCCAGCGCCCAUAUAAUCCGGGCCGGCCGGCUGGGUCCCCCCGCGGAUGGGCUCGCUCCCGCGGGGCUAGGGUUUGGUCGGUCGGUCGGCUGGUCGGCGUCGGGGGCGCCGGCGCUGCUCCCCCUGCAUCCCUCCCUCGCCCGCCCGCUCCUCUCGCGCGCCGCUAGGGUUCCCCCAUGGUGCUGCAGCGCUUCUCGUGGCCGUACGGCGGCCGGCACGCCUCCUUCUGCGGCAGCUUCACCGGGUGGAGGGAGUACCCCAUGGCGCUGGUCGGGACCGAGUUCCAGGUCGUCUUCGAUCUGCCCCCCGGGGUUUACCAGUACCGAUUUUUGGUUGAUGGUGUCUGGAGGUGUGAUGAGUCGAAACCUUUUAUGCGUGAUGAAUAUGGACUGAUCAGCAACAAGGUGCUUGUGGAAAACAAUGCACAACCAGUUGCGCAGCCAGAGCCUUCUCCAAUCAGAGGAAUUAAUAUGGAUGAGGGUACCAUUUUGACAACAAUGCCUCCAGAGCCUUCAUCUCAAAACCCAGGCAUGCAAAUAGCAGUUUUCCGCCAUGGGAUCUCUGGAAUAUUAUUACAUAAUACCAUAUAUGAAGUUGUUCCUCUUUCUAGCAAGUUAGCAAUUUUGGACACUCAGCUUCCUGUUAAGCAAGCAUUUAAAAUAAUGCAUGACGAGGGCCUUGCUUUAGUUCCUCUCUGGGACGACCAUCAGGGAACCAUAACAGGCAUGCUCACUGCAUCCGAUUUUGUAUUAAUGUUGAGAAAGUUGCAGAGAAACAUAAGGGCUCUUGGCAAUGAAGAGCUUGAAAUGCAUCCUAUUUCUGCUUGGAAAGAAGCAAAACUGCAGUUUUAUGGUGGGCCUGAUGGUGCUGCUGUGCAGAGAAGGCCAUUAAUUCAUGUUAAGGAUUCAGAUAAUUUAGUGGAUGUGGCACUGACUAUAAUCAGAAAUGAAAUAUCUUCAGUUCCUAUCUUUAAGUCGUUGCCAGAUUCAUCAGGGAUGCCUUUGCUUAAUCUUGCAACCCUUCAGGGGAUUUUGACAUUUCUUUGCUCGAAGCUACAAGAACAGCCUGAAGGUUAUUCUCUUCUACACAAUCAGCUUCUCAAUAUUCCUAUUGGUACUUGGUCUCCACAUACAGGGAGAACAAGUAACAGACUGCUCAGAACUUUGCCAUUGAGUUCUCCAUUAAAUUCCUGCCUGGAUCUGCUGCUUCAAGAUAGAGUAAGCUCAAUUCCUAUAGUUGAUGACAAUGGAUCCCUCCGUGAUGUCUACUCACUCAGCGAUAUCAUGGCUCUGGCGAAGAAUGACGUCUACGCUCGCAUUGAACUUGAACAAGUAACUGUGCAAAACGCAUUGGAUGUGCAGUACCAGGUGCAGGGCCGAAGACAGUGUCAUACUUGUUUGCAGACGAGUACCUUGCUUGAAGUCUUGGGGAAAUUGUGUAUUCCAGGGGUGCGGCGGGUGGUUAUUAUUGAACAAAGUACCAGAUUUGUGGAAGGAAUCAUCUCACUGAGAGACAUAUUUACAUUUCUUCUUGGAUAGCAUCUGUGUAGCCAUUCCAUACAUGAAAGCUUCUUGUACCUGAUUUGGACAAAAUAAAAAAAAGGUUGUUGGAAAUGCGAUAGUUUUCCCUUUUGGUCUC
Panicum virgatum (switchgrass) is the source of this 1758-nucleotide messenger RNA. RefSeq names its product sucrose nonfermenting 4-like protein. The record is from RefSeq and is a predicted model, not a curated record. The transcript is spliced from 13 exons. The coding region runs from base 297 to 1658 and encodes 453 amino acids. Lineage: Eukaryota; Viridiplantae; Streptophyta; Magnoliopsida; Poales; Poaceae.